Molecule: messenger RNA, 2637 nt
Organism: Caenorhabditis remanei
Lineage: Eukaryota; Metazoa; Nematoda; Chromadorea; Rhabditida; Rhabditidae
Exons: 10
Coding region: 1-2637 (878 amino acids)
Biological process (GO): ubiquitin-dependent protein catabolic process; protein polyubiquitination
Molecular function (GO): ubiquitin protein ligase activity; protein binding
Source: RefSeq, a predicted model, not a curated record
AUGGAUAACAUUUUACGUACUCUCGAGAAGAAUGCGAGAGAACGUGAAGGGGAGGAGACACAGAGAAGAAGAGUGGAGUUGGCGGAGAAGCUGGAACCAUAUAUACGAGGAUAUCUGAUACGCAAAAAAUAUCAAGGCAAAUUUAAAUUUUUCCGACCAAACUUCUUCAAUGACUUUGAAAAUCUUGAGAAGAACAACAAAACUCUUCUUACUGUGACUGAAAUGCUCGCAAAGGCUCCGAAAGUGAUAGAAUCAGCAAAAACACAGAAAGAUACAAAGCUUCUCUGCAAUAUCUGUCGUCAUAUAAUUAUUUCGAUUGAUUCUACGUCAAAGGAUAUCAGUUUCGUAGCUGCUUUUCUCAGCAAAGACACCAUAAAAGAAGCAACUAACUUGAUAACUUCGAUUUUCUCUCAAAUUCCCUCGAUCCUGAGUUCUAUUAAUUCAGAGAAAGCAGCAGAAUUGAAACAUUGGCAGUGUCUUAUUCAUUUUGUUAUCGUUUUUUCUUCGAGUUCAACAUGGCCAUUAGUUCGGAACGCAACUCAAGUUCACCCCGUGUUAAACGGUUUAUGCGUGAAAAUGAUGAGCAUUUUCUAUGAACAGAAGAAUUAUGAGCAGUUGGCAAGUUCACUGUUCGUAGCUGUCAAUGGCCACAAACCUAUCAUCAAUGUGGAAACAGUGAAUGCUCAGUUUUCAAUACUCUACAGACCUUUGAAGACGAAUAGUCCUGAAACACCGGAACUAUUUUCAAUAUGUGUUCUGAAGGUGUUAACAUGUCCAGCACUUCUUCUUCAUCUGAAUCAACAGAAUAUCGAGCAAAUCAAAAGUUCACAAUUGUUCGAAAAGACACUUUGCUGGUUGAGAAUUAAUCAAGAAGAAAUCGAAUCGGGAAUGGAUGUUCGACUUCUGAUUAAUCUACUGGCAAAUCUAGUUCAUUUUGCUUAUAUUGAUGAUCAAACACUACAAUCGAAGAUAUACGAAUGGACUUGGGCGGUUGGAACAUCACUCUCAAGAUGCACUGAACUUACAGUAAAACACGGGGAAGCGAAAACAAGUCUUCAGUAUUGGCAUCCUGUCUUCGGUCAUUAUCUUCUUCCAAUAGACAAGCGAACAGAAGGAGCUCUCCGGAACGUCCUAUAUCAAUUAAAAAUGCUGUGGAGCUCACGAGUUGUAAAAUGUCUUUUCGGGAAAAUUAUGGAAAAUAAGACUCUUUCACCAUGUUCGUCAUGCGACAGUCAAUCGGUUUCGAAAAAUCAAAAAGAUAUUAGUGCUGCUUUCAGCAAGUUGUGGCGCAAGCUUGGUGGAACAAUUGAUUCUGUGACAUCUUCGAAAUCAGAAUGUGAACCACCACCUAAUCUCAUCGCAAUAGUGUGUCAAGUGUAUAUGACAGCAUUAAGUACAAUGGUUCAUAUGAAAGGAGAAAUCGUAUCAGGAUUAUGUCGAGAUGAUCAGUUACUGAAGCAGUUAUGGUUAUACUUAAAAGAAUGGGGAGAGAAGUAUGGAAGUUCAAGUGGAUUAUUAUUUAACUCUUCUAACGCUGAACAGUUCGGGCCGGUAUCUGCGUCACUACUAUCGUUGAAGAGACCCACGUCUCCACACACGGCUACUCUUCGUUUGUUUGUUGAUUGUGCAUCUGCUAUCAUUUCAAUUCUCGACGAGGAGGAAAUAUUUGAAAAAGGAACUCCAUUCUCCAAUAAAGAACUCGAAUCAAUUUGUAAAUAUGUAAAUGUGUUCUGCUUUCGUGCGAUUUGGAGUGGAGCUGUCGAUGAAACAACAUCAAAUAGUAUUGGGCUUUUCCAGAGUAUGCACUCACUUCUCACAAUUCUUUACGAAAGAGAUAGUCGAAGAUCUUUUACUAAUGAUCCCAGGUUCUGGUUGAUCUCAGAAGUGAAACCUUCAUCUGUAACAAUUGAGUAUGAAAAAAAAUCUGGAAAAGGAAUUUUGAUGAUGCGAAAAAUGGCCCAUCUAGUUCCUAUUAAGGAUCGGAUGCUUCUUUUCCGUCGCCAAGUUCAAGAUGAUAAGAAUGGAGUUGCUUCGAGUAUAAAUGAUUCUCAAAUGCAAACGUGGAUCACAGUUCAAAGAAAUCGAAUAAUUGAAGAUGGGUUCAAUCACUUAUCGAAGCUAACUAUUCCUGCAUUGAAAUCAACAAUCCGAGUUAAAUUUGUGAAUGAACAAGGACUUGAUGAAGCCGGAAUCGACCAAGAUGGAGUUUUCAAGGAAUUUCUGGAAUUAACACUGAAGAAAGUUUUUGAUCCGCAACUCAACUUGUUUUCCACCACUUCUACAGGAGUUCUGUAUCCUUCUCCAACUUCUUCGCUCCACGAUGACCACCUGGCACUUUUUACGUUUGUGGGCAGAAUGCUUGGGAAAGCAGUUUACGAAGGAAUCGUUGUUGAUGUCCAACUAGCUCCAGUUCUUCUUGCUGCUGUUCUCGGUUGUCAUCGAUUAUGUGCAUUUGACGAGCUGAGUCAACUUGAUCCUGAAUUAUACCGAAGUUUGACAUUUGUAAAAAGAUACGAAGGUGAUAUGGUAGACCUUUCGCUUACUUUUUCCGUUGAUGAAGAUUUCAUGGACAAAAUAUCCACUGUCGACUUGGUUCCAAGUGGACGAACUAUUGCAGUGACAAACGAGAACAAGUAA